UGCCCCUUCGCUUUUCAUCUCCUUAUUCAACAAACACCCUUUUUUCUCUCCUCUUCGCUUCUCUCCAAACCAUCAUCACCCAACAACCUCUAUAGUACAAGCAUUAAAGCAAGAGGUACAAGAAUGUCAUCAUCAAAAGUUUGGAGCAAAGAAGAGGAUAAGGCCUUUGAGAAUGCCAUUGCCAACCAUUGGAAUGAGGAUUCCAAGGAACAAUGGGAUACAAUUGCUUCACUUGUACCUACCAAAACCAUUCCAGAGUUGAAACAACACUAUCAAUUACUUGUUGAAGAUGUUGAUGACAUUGAAGGUGGAGUCAUUCCAAUUCCCAAGUAUCUUGGAGAGGAAUCAUCUUCCUCUUCUACCAAAGACAACCACCACCAUGGUUCGAAUUCAAAUCGACGUUCAUCGUGCAAUUACACUAACGGGUUUUCUGGAUUCGGCCAUGAUUCCACAGGGCAAGGUGGCGGAAAAGCGAAUUCUAGAGCAGAACAAGAGCGGCGAAAAGGGAUACCUUGGACAGAAGAAGAGCAUAGGUUGUUUUUGUUGGGAUUGGAUAAGUUUGGUAAAGGAGAUUGGAGAAGCAUUUCAAGAAAUUAUGUGAUUUCAAGAACACCCACACAAGUUGCUAGCCAUGCCCAAAAGUACUUCAUAAGAUUGAACUCGAUGAACAGAGAUAGACGGCGAACUAGUAUUCACGACAUCACUAGUGUCAACAAUGGUGAUGUUUCUUCACACCAAAUGCCGAUUACAGGUCAAUCAGGAGGCAGUACAAACCCAACAAACGGUUCAACGGUUGGUGCACCCAUGAAACAUAGGCCCCACCAACCAAGUAUGCCGCCAGGUAUGGGUAUGUAUGGAGCACCAAUGGGACACCCAGUUGCUGCCGCUCCAGGCCAUAUGCCGUCGGCAGUUGGAACUCCAGUGAUGAUGCCUCAUAGCCACCAUCCACAAUACGUUAUGCCUGUGGCAUACCCAAUGGCCCCACCACCAACAAUGCAUCAAUAAAGACUAAAUCUUUCUGAGUUUUUCCCUUUAUGCAAUAAUUCCCCUAGUCAUAGUGCUAGCAUUUGACAAUGCAGUCCAAUUGAUGAGCUUUUCUUUCACAAAAAUUUGAUUGUGAAAGGUUCAUUAGGACAAAUAGUAGGACCACAACAACUUUUAAUGAUCAAUUUCUGUUGGUAACAAUUUUCACCAACUGCUGUACAUUUUUUGAAUCUCACAAUCUUUCUCCUUAGAAAGAUUUGUACCAGAAAGUAUAAAGCUAAUAAUGAAUUGUACAUCUAGCAAUAAAAGUUGUACCUUGAUUUGGAUUUGAGAAAA
Messenger RNA from Erigeron canadensis, 1320 nucleotides. RefSeq names its product transcription factor MYBS1. The coding region runs from base 124 to 1005 and encodes 293 amino acids. NCBI's taxonomy places the organism in Eukaryota, Viridiplantae, Streptophyta, Magnoliopsida, Asterales, Asteraceae. The transcript has 2 exons. Gene Ontology annotation, molecular function: DNA binding. The record is from RefSeq and is a predicted model, not a curated record.